Messenger RNA from Penicillium diatomitis, 1983 nucleotides. RefSeq lists its product as uncharacterized. Lineage: Eukaryota; Fungi; Ascomycota; Eurotiomycetes; Eurotiales; Aspergillaceae. The record is from RefSeq and is a predicted model, not a curated record. The coding region runs from base 1 to 1983 and encodes 660 amino acids. The transcript is spliced from 2 exons.
AUGACUGAUCCCGUCAUUGCAGAAAACCAACUUGUCUCCAGAGAAGCCUUUGUCUCUGUGUUUGAUUCUCGAAACGCACAACACAGGCCGCAGCUACGUACAAUGCAGAGUCUCACGGAGCCGCGCAAGUCAUCUCCCGAACAUGAACCUCCCAUUUUCCGAGCUCCGACCCUGUCGCAGAGGUCUCUCAGAAAAGCAAAGUCUGGUGUUCUAGCCAUCAAAGCUGGUCUGUUACAUCGCCUGUCUCGUCCAAGCAGUGAAGGCCCGCAUCAUGAGGCCGAGGCAAUGGACGACGAGGUCGCAGGGAAUACUUUGCACGAGGGCCCAGAGGGCGAAACCAAUCUGGAAACCGCCAAGCGAGAUCACAUCAAGUCUCUGCCAAAACCUAAGCCUAUCUCUGGGCACUCAGAUGCUUCUGUUCCAUCGGUCCCGAGAAAAGUCUCGUUCUCAAAAAACAGCACUAUGGUGAGACCAGUGCGACCAUCGAAAUUGCAAAAGCCCGAGCAAGUGGCUCCGGUCGAUGAGGAAUCGACAGAUCCCCAGUUCCCAGGUGAAAUAAGCGAGCUGCGUGACCAUUCCUCUGAAGCACAUUCAGAAGCAGGAUCAGACGCGACUAGUGCGGAAAUUGCCAGAAAACGCAGUAAUACCUUGUCGAGUACCUCCGAUAAUUCGGGAUCUCCUGUGCGUAAUUUUGAAGAGCUCCCAAUUUUGAUACUGGACGGCAAGAAGGGAAUCUACAGCAAAAAUGGCUCGUCCUAUGACCUUCUUAUGGAUCGCGAGGAGCUUCGUGAAAUGAGCCCGGAGAAACUGAGAAAUUAUCGAGAUGCAUUGAGCAUUGUGUUCGAUGACAGGAACGAGAUGAAAGAAAGAUGGAAGGAGUUUGAGGAGGCCUUCUCGCUGCCCGACUAUGACACUCCCAGUCUAGCCGGCUCAGAAGUUGACCAACCGAUGGAGCCUAUGGAGGAAACGCAAAAGCACACAGCUUCGGUUUUGCAGUACGAAUCUGCGACAAUGGAGGAUGUAAGAAGCCGUGAGAACAAUGAUGAGACUUCGAAGAAGGAAAAGAGUCAUCUUGUGCUGGGACUCAGAUUUCCAAACAGGCCCGAAGGUCUCGAAGAGAUCAACCAAUGGGUUAGGGAAAAACGAGCUCGAGGGCUUGAGAUUGAGUUAUUCCCAGUAAGCGAAGACAGCAUUGUGUGGGAGGGUGAGCUCAUGCCCUCAGUUCGCUCGAUGAGCGAACUAUGCGACCGAGACAGAGAGAACCAUGCGUACCGCGGCAAUGAGGCUGUCUUGGAUCACUCUGGCAUGGCCCGCGCUGAAGGUGAGAGCUUCGAGACUGCCAAUAAAGCCCGAUGGAACCGGGAGGCGCCCGCGGCUCAUAUGACAUCGAUGCGACCUGAACAGGGUCAGGAUCCCGUCGCUGCUUCAAACUAUUCCAGAUCGUUACCUGCGAGUACGCAGGCAGCCUUUCUCGAAAAAGUAAGAUUUUCGGAGGCGUCUCAGUUCCCGAUUGGGAAGGUUUUCAGACCUGUUGAUCACGGACCGUGGACUUAUGGUGACGGCUACGACGAGAAAUCUUCCUCAAUCUCCAAGAGCAAUGAUGACGAUAUCUCUGGUCAUUCUUCUACCCCAACUCAGCCCAUCCCGAUUUCUGCUACUCAUUGGUCUUUGCUGGACUCCCGGUUUGACGAAGAAACCGCGUCCAAAGCGACUGGCACUGAUGAAUCGUCAAUCGCGGAUGAAAAUAUGAGUGCGUACGACCAGAACUUGGAGAUUUCAGCCAGGCAGGAGGACGACUCUUUUCUGAACGAGGAUGUACAUGCUGGCUUUUCUCUCAAUUCUGAGCACCAGCACACCCGGUCUCCUCACGCAAAUGAGAAAAGCUCGGAAUCACCUGUUGGAGGUUUCUCGCGUGAAGUUUUUCUGAAACCCAAACGAACAGAGAAAGAGAUCUUGAGCGAGCAAGAUCAGUCAAAGCACUGA